AUGAAUAAUAAACGGGUGCGUCUUGGUCGACCUUCAAGUAAAAAUUGGGAUCAUUUUGAAGAAGGGCUUAAAAGAAAUAGUGCGCAUAAAACAGCUAUUUGCAACUAUUGCGCAAAACAUAUUCUUGGUGUUUCAGAACAAAUGAUUAACCAUCUUUGUGAAUGUAAAAAUGCUGAACAGCAUGAAAAAAUAAUUAAAAAGAAUUCUCAAGUUAUAAUACAAGAAAGAACUGAAUCAGAACAUGAUAAAAGUGAUUUGCAAACUAGUAUACAAAUUAAUAAUGAAAAUGAAUAUAAUUUUCCUGAAGAUAUGGAA
Molecule: messenger RNA, 315 nt
Organism: Funneliformis geosporum
Lineage: Eukaryota; Fungi; Glomeromycota; Glomeromycetes; Glomerales; Glomeraceae
Source: the annotation of a GenBank genome assembly